This is a messenger RNA of Glossina fuscipes, 1644 nucleotides long. RefSeq names its product epsilon-sarcoglycan (gene Scgalpha). Gene Ontology annotation, molecular function: calcium ion binding. The record is from RefSeq and is a predicted model, not a curated record. The coding region runs from base 86 to 1408 and encodes 440 amino acids. The transcript has 5 exons. NCBI's taxonomy places the organism in Eukaryota, Metazoa, Arthropoda, Insecta, Diptera, Glossinidae. Gene Ontology annotation, cellular component: sarcoglycan complex; membrane.
AAGUUUUCUUAAAUCCUUUAGAAGAAAACAAUAUUUUUCGAUUUGAAGUUAAUGUCUCUCGGCCAUAUCUUUCGACUUUACUGAAAUGAAUACUUUUUGGCUUUUGUUGAUGUAUAUAUUGGUGGUAAGAGGCGAAUUAUUAGAUCAGGCUGCUGUAGGCGAACUAUAUACAUUUAAAAUUGAACCAAACAUAUUCGACUGGUCCCAUCAAGUCAUCAAUGAACAAUUUCGAUAUACGCCCUCAUUGAAAUCGUAUCCAGAUUUGCCGUCGUGGAUGCGUUACAUGUACAGUAACGAAUAUCAUGCGGGAUUUUUAUACGGAACACCACCUGAGCAAUUAUUAGGAAAAUCGAUUACUCUCGAUAUAGUGGCACUGAAUAAGAAAAACUACGAAACCCGCAACACCGAAUUAACAAUUAAGGUGGCGCGUAAAAUUCACGCUCCUAAUAUAAUACAAAUGAAAAUCGACAAUUUGAAUUGGGUGCACCUUAUGGAUCCUGGGCGUAUAGAAAACUUGCGUAAUAUAUACCGGAAAGACUUAUGGCCGGAAAGCGAAAGCGAUUUGAGCUUAGUAUUUAUGGAGUCAGCGGUAAAUAUGGGAGGCCGUUUACCUUUACGGCCACAGCAACACGAAGGAGUUGUUGUCCAUUUAGGCAGCUUUGCGAAAUUCUCCGAACGUCUUAAGGAUUUACAGGAGGAGGUGCGUCCUCUUUAUAAAUUACCUUCUUGCACUUACAAACGUACAUCAGUGCAAAAGCUCUUUGAAAAUUCUGGUUUCAAAUUGGAUUGGUGUGCUUUUCGAAUCGUUGGCACCGACAUGAGCCCCGAAGUGUUACAUCAUAAUCACGAUGGUAACAAGCUGAGCGUCGGAACAAAUUCCUUGGAAAUGAGCACGUUAAAACGUCGUGAAGGAGGACGUUGGCAGGGCAUGCAUCGCGACGAAAUGCCCAGCCGCAAUUAUAUAGAUGAGUUUGCUUUCGCAUUUGCGAUACCAACAGUGAUUUUUGGAAUUCUCUGCGGCAUUUUAACGGCUAGUUUAUGUUUCAAACACGAAAAAUUAACGGACGUCAGUUCUGAAUUAUUCUUUAAUAACAUAUUUCAUAUAUGUGACGAAGAAUGUACUAGUAACAAGCAAAACUCUGAAAAUGACGACGAAAGUUAUAAGGGAUCUUCUUACCCAACUACGUCGUCAACAGUACAAAUGGUACAAUAUUCGGAUACGAACUCACAACCUGUCACCACCUUAAAAAGCUUAAAGGAUCCAAAUUGCUUGUUGGACAAUACCAGCCUACGUUCUCAAAGUCCGAAUAGUUUGUAUCAUUUGGAAAACCCAGCCAACGCUUACUUGCGUCCUAAACCGCCGCCAUAUAAAGGCGGUUCUGUUACGCGCAGCGGCGUUGAUAUUUGACAAACAACUUCUCCCCGCAUUUUGUACUGCUAAAAUCAGCCACUGCUGGACUAUCUAUCUAUCUGCUUUAAUAAGAACAAGUUUUUCGUAGAAAUAGUUGAAUCGUACAUGCAUGAAAACCUUUAGUGGGAACCAUAUCUUAUAUAUUGUUGUAAACGAAAAAAAGCUAUGAUCUACAAUAUUACAUAACAAAUAAAAGAAAAUAAACAAUAUUCUCUGAGUAAUUUUAAUUCGAA